AUGAAAGUCGCUCGCCUACUUUCAGAGUGUGGAGCUGUCGGUCGAUCCCUGUCGUACAAUUCACUACCCGAGGUGCUACAAAUCUGCCACGGAAGACGGAAGCUCACUUUCCGCCAUCAAGCUACUGUCACCCAGACACAAUUCACACAACUAUGCUCUCGAGCUCUCUAUCUGGAGACGUGCUUCCAAGUAGUCAAUAGUGACUUCACGAUAAUGAACUGUCCACAUUUACGAGCAAUAAAACCCUGCAGUCAAGGACAACAGGUAUUUACAAUUAUCGGUAAUGACAUGCUGGAAAGGAUCAUCAUCAAUUCAAAAGUCAUCUACCCGAGGAUAGAAAAGAUCAUGGUGGUGCAAAGAAAUUCACAAGUUCCUCCAGCAAACAUUGCACAGCUCAAAAAGAUUUGUCCACACUGUCUGAUAGAGGGCUUCUUCUCAAAGUGCAGGAACGUGGAAAAGGUUCAAACACUGGACGAGUUCAUGAAACUAUGUGCUGGAGAGAGGCUAAUUUCCGCAACUCAUGGACUCGUCUUACAGUUCAACUUCACGGAGUCACAGAUUAAUGAGCUGUUCUCGGGAGCUGUUGAAAUAAAACUAUGCCUGAAUAUUCGUGCGUCUAGGAUCAGAAGAAUAACGUUCCCGAAGUUAACUCGAUGGAAGGCAUGCCGACCAGGUAAAAAUGCCCUCAAUUUCAUCAACAAUCCUUUCUUGGAAAGGGUUAAUCUGCCAUCAUGUACAAUGGGUAGAUGCAUAGAAAGUGGUAUCGUUAGCGGAAAUCCACGGUUCUCACCCGAGCAAAUGCAAAAGCUGCAAAAAUGGUGUCCAUCUUGUAAGAUGGAACCCUACGUACCAGCGUGUGGCCUCGGAAACAGAGACUACACUGCGGAGGACUUUGUAAGAGCAUGUGCAGGAUAUGAAGUCAUCAUACCAAAACCGGGAACACGUGUCGUAAUUCAUUCAUGGACAUUGACAGAAAAAGAGAUCAACAAAUUUUGCUCAAACGCCGUCUACAUGGAAGUUUGUAUGAGCAUCACUCAAUCAUCCUACAGAAGCCUACGAUGUCCUCGCCUUAAAAGUCUACGAUCAUGCCAACGCGGUUCGUCCUAA
Molecule: messenger RNA, 1107 nt
Organism: Cooperia oncophora
Lineage: Eukaryota; Metazoa; Nematoda; Chromadorea; Rhabditida; Trichostrongylidae
Source: the annotation of a GenBank genome assembly